Prosopis cineraria is the source of this 882-nucleotide messenger RNA. Its product is annotated as receptor kinase-like protein Xa21. The record is from RefSeq and is a predicted model, not a curated record. The coding region runs from base 1 to 882 and encodes 293 amino acids. The transcript is spliced from 4 exons. Lineage: Eukaryota; Viridiplantae; Streptophyta; Magnoliopsida; Fabales; Fabaceae. Gene Ontology annotation, molecular function: protein kinase activity; ATP binding. Gene Ontology annotation, biological process: protein phosphorylation.
AUGCCAAGGAGGAUUUCUUAUUUUGAAAUUUUGGAUGCAACUCAUAGAUUUGAUGAGAAAAUCUUACUUGGAAGGGGAAGUUUUGGGUCUGUGUUCAAAGGAAAACUUUCAAAUGGAAUAAUGGUGGUUGUUAAAAUAUUCAGUUUUGACACAGAAGCAUUGUCCAGGAGCUUUAAGGUAGAAUGCAAUGCAAUGCAUAAUUUGUGCCAUUGCAAUCUAGUAAAGCUCAUUAGUAGUUCUUCUAAUGCUGAUUUGAACUGUUUGAUAAUGGAGCUCAUUCCCAAUGGAAGCCUUGAAAAAUGGUUAUAUUUUGAUAACUAUCAUUUGGAUUUUCUACAAAGGUUGAAUAUAAUGAGAAAUGUAGCAUCUCCUUUAGAAUAUCUUCAUUAUGGCUUAUCAACACCAGUAGUCCAAUGUGAUUUGAAACCAAGUAACAUUUUGUUGGAUGAUAAUAUGAUUGCCCAUGUGAGUGACUUUAGAUUUGCCAAAUUUUUAGACAAAGGGAAAUCUAAGACACUUACCGAGACAAUAUCUACAAUCGGUUAUAUUGCACCAGCAAAAGUAGAUGUGUAUAGCUAUGGAAUAGUACUGAUGGAAGUGUUCACAAGGAAAAAGCCAACAGAGGGCAUGUUUGUUGAUGGAUUAAGCUUAAAGACUUGGAUAAGUCAAUCAACGUCACAUGCAUUGAUUCAAGUCACGGAUUCCAGUAUACCGAUGGAACCAAUGGACCGGCGUACAAGUCAAGUUGAUGUUCUUGGGGAUUUCGGCAUCAUAGUUCUUCUAGCUGUCAAAGGGUCUUCUAAGUAUGGCGCAGUCAUGAUCUGGGACAGGUUCUACGAUGGCCAAAGUGGAUAUAGCAAAGCCAUUAAAGAUAAUGUCUAA